This is a messenger RNA of Moneuplotes crassus, 752 nucleotides long. Lineage: Eukaryota; Ciliophora; Spirotrichea; Euplotida; Euplotidae. The record is from the annotation of a GenBank genome assembly.
AAAAGUUAGUUUUCUUCUGUGAAAGGGUAGGGCUUCCUAAAGAAAUGGUCCAGGAAUCCUUCGGAACUCCUCUCUUCGUUCACGGCGAGGACGAAGACGAUAUCAAAAACCUAGUCGAAAAACUCAGAUUCAAAGAAGACCAAGUGCAGGAAUUUGAGGAAUUUUACGAAGGCGAGAACCUUACUUGCACUGAGGAAGAAAAGCAAGAGUUCUUAUUCGAAUCUAUUUUCCGUAAAGCCAAUAGAAACUACUCGUUCAUGGUCAAAGUUGUGGACACUUACAGUACAAAGUUUAAAGAGUGGUUCAGUGAUAAGGCUAAAUUUGUGGAAAGACUUUAUACCAUGUGGGAAAAAACUCCAGUCAAGUUGUACAAUUUUAUGGAGAUCUUUAUGAGAGGGGACUAUGGGAUCAUCCAGCCCCAGGAUGUGUAUGCGUACGUGAUGAAGGUCGAGGAGCUGAAGGAAGGGCAUUUUAGACUGGUUAAGGAGGUUUUGAAGUAUUGUUACUUUGUGAAAGAUGCAGAAAAUCAGAUUAAGGCGUAUGAGUGUCUUAGUUCUAUGCUUUUGAAGUGUAAAGAAACACCUAGCUUUGAUGCAGUAGCUGAAACAGUUUCAAUCAUCAGGAGACACUUACAAGUUUCCAAAGGAGCAAACCAGAAAGUUUUCAAGAUCUUUGAGAGCCAUGAGAAGAUAUACUCCCUCUUCACUAAAAUCUAAGACCAGCUUAAAACUUUCAGUCCAAUUUUUAGUAAA